Molecule: messenger RNA, 626 nt
Organism: Cimex lectularius (bed bug)
Lineage: Eukaryota; Metazoa; Arthropoda; Insecta; Hemiptera; Cimicidae
Exons: 3
Coding region: 124-567 (147 amino acids)
Source: RefSeq, a predicted model, not a curated record
CGAAAAACCAAUGUUCAUUAUUUAACUUUUGUGUCUUACAUAUGAUGGAAACCUUUCAAAAGGUAAUGUACAGCCGGUAAAGCUUGGCUACAUUUUUCUCCAUCAUCUAAUCCCGGUUUAUCCAUGGAACUCGGAAUCAAACUGUACCUGAGGAUCGCAGAAGUGACGCUGAGCAUAGUGCUGUUAAUGUACCAACUCGGCAAAGAAUUGGACAUACAAGAACUGGCAUCGGAAAACGAAAUGAGAAUAGUCUCGACUACUUACACCUCCAUGAUCAUCCCGCUCUUAUUCAGACUGGAACUGAGUAUGUUCGAGAGGGAGGAAUUUUCUAAAUUUAUCGACUUGCUCGUUAUCGCUUUGGGAAUCACAUCCUACAGCGUAGCGUGCGUCUACACCCUUUAUAUAUUUUAUAGCCAUUCCGAGGAAGAUUGGCGCUCUUACGACUCGGAAGAGAAAUAUUUUAAAAUUCACGUUUAUAUAAAAGCGACGAUAGCCGUACUUCUUUGUUUUGUAUUGAUAACAGACUUCGUAACAACGUUUUGGAAGCACAAUACAGAAACGAAAUGAACGCAAUAAUAUGUGACAAAUUCUCGAGCUUAAGUACCAUUAUAACUUAUUUUAUUAAA